This is a messenger RNA of Anolis carolinensis (green anole), 6823 nucleotides long. It is a transcript of the gene klhl31, whose product is annotated as kelch like family member 31. The record is from RefSeq and is a predicted model, not a curated record. Gene Ontology annotation, molecular function: protein binding. Gene Ontology annotation, cellular component: cytoplasm; nucleus. The transcript is spliced from 5 exons. Lineage: Eukaryota; Metazoa; Chordata; Lepidosauria; Squamata; Anolidae. Gene Ontology annotation, biological process: negative regulation of JNK cascade; negative regulation of protein phosphorylation. Bases 322 to 2226 code for a protein of 634 amino acids.
GUACCAUCAUUCCUGGCUUCGCUGUUGCAUUGACUUUUGCAUCUGCUAAAUGAGCCAGAUCCUUCAUUGUUUUGCUUCUUCUCCAAGGAACAAGUUUUUUCCAAUGACGUACCAGGGACUUUGCCAGAUCACCUACAACGUCAUGUUUCCUCAAGCUGUUCACUAUUUUUCCCACUCCUGUUUCCUAAGCAAAAGCAAUAAAGAAGUUAGAAGAGAUACAACAAUCAGCAAUAUUUUCACAGACAUUGUGCUGGCCAGCCCUGGGAAGACACUUUCCUCAGAAGGCAAGCUCUUGGCUGUGAUACUAUCAUUAUUGCAGUCAUGGCGCCUAAGAAGAAGAACAUCAAGAAGAGCAAGGUGGAUAUCAAUGAGCUGACCAUCAUAGUGGAAGAUGGGCCCCUCAGCAAACUGAAUGGUUUGAAUGGCCUUUUGGAAGGAGGGAAUGGCUUCAGUUGUGUUUCAACAGAGGUUUCUGAUGCUCUCUACAGUCCCAAUCUUUUGGAAGGAUUGUGCCAAAUGAGGCUGGAAAACUUCCUCUGUGAUUUAGUCAUUGGUACUAAGACCAAAUCUUUUGAUGUCCACAAAGUAGUUAUGGCUUCCUGUAGUGAUUACUUCCAUAAUAUACUGAAGAAAGAUCCAUCCACUCAAAGAGUAGACCUCAACGAUGUGUCUCCUUUGGGUCUAGCUACUGUCAUUGCAUAUGCCUACACCGGCAAGCUGACACUGUCAUUGUAUACUAUAGGGAGCAUUAUCUCCACAGCCAUUUACUUACAGAUCCAUACCCUUGUAAAGAUGUGCAGUGAUUUUUUGAUGCAAGAAAUCAAUGUCGAAAACUACAUGUACAUUGCCAACAUUGCAGAGACAUAUGGACUCAAGACCGCCAAGGAAGCGGCACAGAAAUUCAUCCGAGACAACUUCAUUGAGUUUUCUGAGUCAGAUCAGUUCUUAAAACUUUCUUUUGACCGGAUCAAUGAACUCCUUGCAGAUGAUGACUUGCAGUUGCCUUCUGAACUGGUUGCAUUCCAGAUUGCAAUGAGAUGGCUGGAGUUUGACCAAAAAAGAGGAAAAUAUGCUGCUGAUCUUUUGAACAACAUCCGGUUUGGUACUAUCUCAGCUCAAGACUUGGUGAAUUAUGUGCAAACUAUACCAAGAAUGAUGCAAGAUAUGGAUUGCCAUAGACUUUUAGUGGAUGCCAUGAAUUACCAUCUACUUCCAUAUCACCAGAAUACACUACAGUCUAGAAGAACAAGGAUUCGUGGUGGAUUACGAGUCCUGGUCACAGUUGGGGGACGCCCAGCUUUAACAGAGAAAUCCCUUAGCAGAGACAUUUUAUACAGAGAUCCAGACAAUGGAUGGAAGAGGCUUACAGAAAUGCCAGCUAAGAGCUUCAACCAAUGUGUCACCGUGAUGGAUGGAUUUCUCUAUGUGGCAGGUGGUGAAGACCAGAACGAUGCCAGGAAUCAGGCUAAGCAUGCGGUCAGCAAUUUCUCCAGAUAUGAUCCUCGUUUCAACACAUGGCUCCAUCUGGCCAAUAUGAAUCAAAAGCGCACGCAUUUCAGCCUGAAUGUGUUCAAUGGCCUCCUUUUUGCAGUCGGUGGUCGCAACUCUGAGGGAUGUCUCUCUUCUGUUGAAUGUUACGUCCCUACCAUUAACCAGUGGCAAAUGAAAGCUGCACUGGAAGUGGCUCGCUGUUGCCAUGCCAGUGCAGUCAUAGAUGGCAGGAUCUUGGUCACGGGAGGGUACAUAAAUAAUGCUUAUUCGCGUUCUGUUUGUAUGUACGACCCUGCUGGUGACAACUGGCAAGACAAGCCCAGCCUGAGCACUCCGAGAGGGUGGCACUGUGCCGUCUCCCUGGGGGAAAAGGUCUAUGUCAUGGGGGGGUCCCAGCUGGGAGGUCGUGGCGAACGUGUUGAUGUGCUGCCGGUUGAGUGUUACAGCCCUUACUCAGGCCAAUGGAAUUAUGUGGCACCUCUUCCCACAGGGGUGAGCACUGCAGGGGCUUCCACCCUCAAUGGGAGGAUUUACUUAGUGGGAGGCUGGAAUGAAAUAGAAAAGAAGUACAAGAAAUGCAUCCAGUGCUACAACCCUGAUCUUAAUGAAUGGACCGAAGAGGAUGAGUUGCCUGAAGCCACCGUAGGAGUGUCAUGCUGUACCAUUGCCAUGCCCAGCACUAAGACCAGAGAAUCCAGGGCAAGCUCAGUAUCUUCAGUGCCAGUCAGUAUUUAAGGAGUUCAUAAUGUAGGUUUAGUAGGGCUAGAUGUAAAGUAAACCAUUAUUUAAAAGUUUGCCAUAAUCCCUUUAGGGAGCCACAUAUGCCAAUAUCAAGAGGGAUUAGGAGACCAAUGGGUUAAAUCCAAUGUUGGUCCCAUCUAGAGUAGAUCUAUAAGUGUGAAUCAUUGAUCGUUAUUAACUGAAGUCCAUCACAAUGAGUCUGCUCAGGGGUAGGGAUCACACAGUCCGCCAGACAUCACUGGACUUUGGCUCCAAACUUUCCUCACUGGUUAGGCAAGCUAGGGAAGUCUCAUAACAUCUGGAAAAGAGCUUUUCAUUUGCAAUUGUUAUUACAUUGGAAAUACAUGGUGUAACCUAAGAGAUAUGAAAUGUUUUAAACUUUCUUAGCACAAAACGGAGCCCUUCAAUUUUGUCACUAAACAACAAAUGUUGUUUAAUAUUCCAUCUCAUUUCUCUCAAAAUCAUUCUCCAGAUUGCAUAGUUUACUUAGAUAAAAUUAUUGAAAUCCUGGCUUUCAACAGGCUAGCAAAUAAAUGAAUUUUGUGGGGAAGAUGCUACCCAAAUUCUCAACCAACCAUAAUAUCUUUCAAUUCUACUCUUGAUAGUUGAGUGCUUUGCAUCCCUACUCAAAAGUUAUUUCCAGUGAGUUGAAUAAGGCUACUUCUAAGUAAGUGUGCAAUCUUAUAGAGGUGUACUCAAAAAUAAGUCCCAUUGAUUUCAGUAGGACUAAUUCCCAGAUAAAUGUGCUAGGUAAAACUGAGAAUUAUAUAUUUGUCUAGACGACAACUCCCAGCAGCUAGGUUACUUAGGACUGCAGGAAGUUGCAACUCAACAUCUAGAAAGCUGCAAAAUUUCCAUCGCUCCUCUAAAAGACUGAUGCCCAAUUUAUCAUUUACAUUUAUCUCGAUAAUACCAUAUAUAUAUAUAUAUAUAUAUAUAUAUAUAUAUAUAUAUAUAUAUAUAUAUCUGCAAAAUAUUGCAAAAUUUUCCAAAUAUUGUUCCAUUACAUCAUUAACAAAAAUGUUUAUACUUUUGAAAAUUAUUGCCCCCUUCUCUAAUACCUCAUAGUAAUAAGCAAGGUGAAAUUUGAAAUAUCUUUUGGUCCAAUGAAUAGUUUAAGUUUAAUUAGUUCUGUUUAAGAUGAAGAAAUGGGAAAUUUUGGGAUCCAACAUCUUAAUGUUAAUUUAAUAAAGCAUUAUCACUUGAAUUGCUCAUAUUAUGUAGUGUAGAAGAAGAAUGGAGUAUAAUUAGACGAGUCUGAGCAGCUUCUUUUUGUUUAUAUACUUGAAUGGCCUGGUAAGUGUUGCUCAAUCAUACUUUAUACUGAUCAUAUAAAAAUUAGAAAUCAUGUCAGCUUCAGGUUAUGCAAGAAAAAUAGCCCAAUGUGUUUGGGGAUUUUGUUUAUUUAUAAGUAUGCGUGUGGAAGUGCAUAAGAUGGUAAGACAUGAAUUGCUAUGUCUCUGUGCCUAUAAAAAUGUUCACCAAACUUGAAAUAUCACAGUAGGCAUGGUGCUACAUGUCUUGAUGUGUUUCCUGUUCAGGAACAGUCAAAAGGUAUACUGUGGUUCAUUGAUGGGCCACAUGCCAAUUUCUACUAGUGGGUCUUCUACUGCCUGCGUAAUACUGGGGCUCCUGAUUGUGUGCUUGAAGAUGUAUCUACUGCAGCACAGUGUUAAUUAAUCAACAAGCAAGAACAAAAUCAAUAGGCAAAAACCUUGGGCAACCCCUUCUGUUAUAGUCCACCUCUGUUGUCCAGAGUCCCAUUUUUCCCUGACUAAUGUGAAUGCUCUAAUUACAGCGAAUUCUCCCACAGAAUUCUGAUUAAUUAUAGUGGCACUUGCCUAGUAGCCAUGAGUAAUGUGCCACUGAUAUCCCUCUUCAACACAAAGUCCUUUCUACCAUUGCAUCCAGGUGGAAAGAAAUGGGAUGAAGAGCAGAAGAGAUGCCUAGCCAAUGGAAAGUAGAGAUGUGCUGACCAGGGAGGUCCAUUAAACUGAAUUAUGUAAAGAAUGCUUGUUUCAGAUCAUAUGGAUUAGUUAUGCCUUAGGGAUGAAGAGAACCUUGAUACAUAUUCUUGCUUGAUGUGAUUGUGAUUGUGGUAAUGAAACUGGCAUCAGACGAGGCAAGCUACUUGCUCCACAUCUAAAUGGAAUGUAUAUGCAUAUAUAUGACCUAUGAACACACAUGCCCAUUGCCCGCAUCUUGAGGAGCAAAGGUUCCAUGUUGUCAAACAAUGCAGAUACUCUAAAUGCAAGAGGGAAUGGGCCUCUGUGAAAUUACACUGUAAUUCUCCUCAGCUUCUGUACAAUCAGGUUUCAUGCAUAGAUGUGCAGCAGUGCUUGGCAUGAAAAGCAGAUAUAAUCUUUGGUUAUCCAGAUAUUUUGGGUUUCAGAUGCCACAAUCCUUUAGCUAUGCAGGGUAAGGAUGUUGUCUGUUAAUGCACAGAAGAUCUGGAGGGUGAAAAUGUUCCCCAAUCCUGGUGUAAAGAACAUAUUGAGAAAAUGUUUACCGAAAGGAAGCUGGAUUUUGCAUCUUGUCCUCAUGCUAAAAGAGGCCUGCGGUUGUUUGUAUUUCAUGUCGCUCUAUAUUUCACAGCCUAGAUCCAGAUCCUAUGAAACAAGUAUUCACCAGAUUUGUCUGUUUCCUGUUAGCCAUUUCAUUACAGUACAAAAUACAUCUGUCCGCCCAAGUCAUGUUAUUGGAUGCAAAAUUAGAAGGUAAGGUCUGGAAAGGAUGACAGAUUGCCAGGUAACAAGGUAAUGCACUUGACAAGCCUUUGUGUAAUUGCCCAAGGCCUAUGUUUAUUUACUGGAGAACCAAGGCGAUAUGUGUGUCUGUGUGAAUGUUUUGUCCUGAUGAAAAGUGUAUUUAUAGCAUCUUAUAUGACCUUUCCCUCCAGUGGAAAGUUUAUUGGGGUCAUGUCCUUUUUUCCAAGGUAUGACAUGCAUUUAUGAUGCACAAAAGUAAUGACAUCGCAUUAAAUGUGGUCAGCCUUGAAUCGAAAAACAGGUGAACAAAUGCUUGGGGUUGCAGGGCAACAUUGACACACUGCAGGACCUUGGAAGCAAAGAUCCACCCCCAAAAAGUCCUUCCUGGGUUAUUGUUUGUCUUUAACUAACGUCCCCCCCCCCCAAUUAUUUGUACCCAGAAAAGGCCUUUUUCAAGCAGAAAGUAAACUAUUAUUUACAUGGCUAGUAUUCUGAAUAAGCUACCUAGUUAAACAUACAUAACUAAGUUAUCUGUCCUCUCUUGACCCCCCACCCACCAAAAAAAAAACCUACCAGAUUACUAAAUCUAGGUUACUGUGACGCUAUUGUUAACAGCAAGUUUAACUUAAAAUUUCUCAGGGGCCAGUCAGGAGUGUGUGCACACAAAAACACUAAAAUUGUUCCACUUCAGAAAUUGGAGGUGGCAUUUAGAUUUCUUUUCUUCCCAAAUAUCACAUUAAAUAUCAUUAAAACGUCUUGUAUAAGGUAACAGACUAAUAAAGUUUCAUUUGGCAUAAGCUUUCAUGAACGCUGUGUACCCAGUGCAGCCAGCUGGCAUCCACAAAAGCUUAUUCUAAAUAGAACCUGCUAGCUUUUAAAGAGUGACAAGAAUCUUGGUCCAUGUUGCUGAUCCAGCCCUAACUCCACCAUCCAAAGUCUGUACAGAAUCCACCAACAGUCUAUGUUUUUGUGACUUCUGGGCCACUAUAAGGAUAGUAAGAUUAAAUUCAGAUUCUGUAUUUAUGACUGUAUCUUGAGUUGUCAAAUCCAUUUAAAAGGAUAUUUGUAGAUGAAAAAGUAUUUAUGUUAGAGAUAAUGACCAUCAAAUUUGCUAUCUCUUGUUCAAAUAUUGGCUUGAACUAUACUUUUUUAAAAAAAUCUCAUCAUCUGAAGAUUAGCCUCAAAGUCAUUUAGGCCAAGAAUGUCUUCAGAAUAUUUGCUAAGACUUACCUCUGUUUUUACUGAUGCUCACCUGUGUGUUGACGGAAUCCUGAUAGGCAAAAAUAGGUAGGUCAAAACUUUCCAUGAAUGGCUGGUCCGAUUGCAGUGGUACUUAUAAUUAAUUGAUCACAGUCAGUUACAGGUUUCUUUGUUCUUUCUCCAUGAAUGGUGAGGUGGGUGCAAGUUUCAUCUGUGUGUUUCUUUGGGUCAUACAAUAGUUACUGGAAUGGAAAAAAAGGUAUCCACAACCAACCAGAAAGAAUUAGUAUACGACAGAAGACAGAUCAAAGGAUGAAAUGAACACGGAGGAAAAAUGCAUAAUAUUCAGCUUGAAACUGAUUUCAUAGUAAUAUUUAAAAGAUCUUAAGAUAUUGUCAGUUGUUGUACCUAGAUAAGUACAUGUUUUAUAAGAGAAGCAGGAAUUAUUGUCCCUGGAAACUAAAUGUGUUGCUUCCUAAUAAUACUACUGACAGUUCACUGAUUUAUAAUGCGUUAGGUCACAAGGAAAAAUGACUGUAAUUUUCUAAUAAUGAGAAUGAAUAGAAGAAACAUUUUGUUUGUGUACAUUUUCCUCUUCAUUGUAGAUAUAAAUUCACAAAUGGAAAACAACUGUACUCAGCUCCUUGUCAUAUUGUUAUGCCUAUAAAUACACUUUAAAGAGA